Molecule: messenger RNA, 320 nt
Organism: Clunio marinus
Lineage: Eukaryota; Metazoa; Arthropoda; Insecta; Diptera; Chironomidae
Source: the annotation of a GenBank genome assembly
AUGGAAACCGGAAUGAAUGGAAAUUAUACCUACUUGCGUUAUUUUGGACAUCGACACAACGGGUUGUCGUUUAACUUUAAUAAUUUAAUGAAUUGGAAUCCUGGGGACAUCAACGUGAUCAGAUUCGUAUACCUACAUAAUAAAACAAAAACUGAAAUCGAAGCACUCUUAGAUUGCCUUGAUUGGCUGGAUACCAUCAAUGCCAAAGAUUGAAUCAUUUCGUGUAUCACGAUCAGGCGAAAUUUACGCCUUACAUGGUUAUAGAAGCCAUGUGCAAAUGGCGUCUCAUGGAACGAUUUGAAAAGAUUGUCAAGUCAUAU